Messenger RNA from Pseudozyma hubeiensis SY62, 948 nucleotides. Its product is annotated as phosphoribosylaminoimidazole-succinocarboxamide synthase. Gene Ontology annotation, cellular component: cytoplasm. Gene Ontology annotation, biological process: 'de novo' IMP biosynthetic process. The record is from RefSeq and is a predicted model, not a curated record. Gene Ontology annotation, molecular function: phosphoribosylaminoimidazolesuccinocarboxamide synthase activity. The transcript has a single exon. NCBI's taxonomy places the organism in Eukaryota, Fungi, Basidiomycota, Ustilaginomycetes, Ustilaginales, Ustilaginaceae. The coding region runs from base 1 to 948 and encodes 315 amino acids.
AUGUCGCAAACCGCCAUCGUAUCCACCGAUCUGCCACUCAAGCUCAUCGCAAAGGGCAAGGUCCGCGAUGUAUACGACGCAGGCCUCACCGAAGGUCCUCAUGCAGGUGCCAUCCUCUUUGUAGCCACCGACAGGAUCUCGGCCUUCGACAUCAUCCUCCAGAAUGGCAUCCCUAACAAAGGCAAACUCCUCCACGCUCUGUCCACCUUCUGGUUCGAUCUCUUGACUCCUUCCCUCAUUGAAUCCCACAUCAUCGCUACCGACUACGCACAGUUCCCCGACGAGCUCAAACAAAAACUCGACGGCGUCAAGCACCAAGUCGAGGCUCGAUCCAUGCUCGUCAAGCGUGCAAAAGUGUUGCCCAUCGAAGCCAUCGUCAGGGGCUACAUUACCGGAAGUGGAUGGGCAGAGUACAAGCGUACCGGCACCGUGCACGGCAUCAAGCUGCCAGAGGGUCUUCAGGAGAGCCAACAGAUCCCCAACGGUCCCCUCUUCACUCCGUCCACAAAAGCCGAGCAGGGCGAACACGACGAAAACAUCCACCCGGACAAAGUCGACGAGAUCAUCGGCUCAGACCUGUCCAAGCGCAUGUCUACCGCCGCCGUUGCGCUCUACUCGAAAGCUGCCGCCCACGCAAAGUCGCGCGGCAUCAUCCUGGCAGACACCAAGUUCGAGUUCGGCCUGAUCGGCGACGAUCACAUGAUCCUCGUCGAUGAAGUCCUUACUCCCGAUAGCUCGCGUUUCUGGUCCGCCGACAAGUACGCCGUCGGUCGAGGUCAGGACAGCUUCGACAAGCAGUACGUGCGCGACUGGUUGAAAGCAAACGGUCUCGACAAGGCUGCCGAUCAGGGUGUCCCCGUCACAUUGCCAGACGACGUGGUGAAGAGGACAGAGGAGAAGUACAGGGAGGCCUACGAGCUCAUCACUGGCCAAAAGUAUGCUCAGUAG